Dacryopinax primogenitus is the source of this 213-nucleotide messenger RNA. RefSeq lists its product as uncharacterized. The record is from RefSeq and is a predicted model, not a curated record. NCBI's taxonomy places the organism in Eukaryota, Fungi, Basidiomycota, Dacrymycetes, Dacrymycetales, Dacrymycetaceae. Bases 1 to 213 code for a protein of 70 amino acids. The transcript has 2 exons.
AUGUACUGCUACACUCUUGAGAUUGGGGGCUUGGUGCUCCCAGAAGCAGAGGAUGUCUUGAGUGGCAUGACAAAUGCUUUCAUCCAGAGCAGUGGAGAUGUCAAUGGCAUGCAUCUUGGCAUGCUCAUGCUUGCUGUGAUUCCAGACCCAAGUAGCCUUGCUAAAGCCAGGAAGACAUUGAGGCAGCAGGAUCUUCUGGAGGAGCAGAGGUAA